Phymastichus coffea is the source of this 522-nucleotide messenger RNA. RefSeq lists its product as uncharacterized. The coding region runs from base 1 to 522 and encodes 173 amino acids. The transcript has a single exon. Lineage: Eukaryota; Metazoa; Arthropoda; Insecta; Hymenoptera; Eulophidae. The record is from RefSeq and is a predicted model, not a curated record.
AUGGCUAUUGUCAAUGAGACUGGAAAACCGGAUAUUUUUCUAACGAUGACAUGUAAUCCAAAUUGGCCUGAAAUAUCGGAAAAUUUAUUACCAGGUCAGCAAGAUUCAGACCGACCAGAUUUAGUUGCGAGAGUUUUUGAUUUAAGAAAAGAACGUUUACUUGAUACUGUUAUAAAGAAAAAUUUUUUUGGAAAAGUCGCUUCAUAUGUGUAUGUUAUUGAAUUUCAAAAACGAGAUUUACCACAUAUGCAUUUAUUAAUUACAUUGGAACAAGGGUAUAAAAUUACCACGCCAGAAAUAGUGGACAAAUACAUAUCAGCCGAAAUACCAAUUGAAAUAAGAGAUCCACGUUUAUUUGACAUAGUUAUGAGAAAUAUGAUUCAUGGUCCCUGCGGUGAUUGGUGUAUGAAAGACGGAAAAUGCUCAAACAAAUUUCCAAAGGAAUUUCAAGAACAGACUACAAUGGAUGAAAAUGGGUUCCCACAUUAUCGUAGAAGUCAUGAUAACGAAAAAAACAUAUAG